Polistes dominula (European paper wasp) is the source of this 3590-nucleotide messenger RNA. RefSeq names its product Sodium-dependent dopamine transporter (gene DAT). The record is from RefSeq and is a predicted model, not a curated record. Lineage: Eukaryota; Metazoa; Arthropoda; Insecta; Hymenoptera; Vespidae. Gene Ontology annotation, biological process: sodium ion transmembrane transport; amino acid transport; dopamine uptake involved in synaptic transmission. Gene Ontology annotation, molecular function: dopamine:sodium symporter activity. Gene Ontology annotation, cellular component: axon; presynaptic membrane; plasma membrane.
GAAAGAGAGAGAGAGAGAGAGGAGGGCAGAUAACGGGUAGAUAAAUAAAAUAAGUGCGAAAAAAUCGGGUGUUAUGGGUCUAACCGAUACAAGUUUCGAGUUACUUUUGACUCUUUGGCGAUUCUCCAUUGUGGGAGUCAUUUGGAACACCGAAGGGCCACGCACCGAUCAUCCAGGCCUCUCCUCUUCCUUACAAUUCGUCGAUUUUCUCGUUCUUCUUCGCUAAUCGACCCUGAAAAAAAGAGAGAAAGAGAGGAAAAAUAGUUCUUCAAAAGAAAUAGUGAAUUUUGUCUCGAGGUGAAUUCUUAGCGCCAUGUCGUCGAGGGUGAUAAAGGACUCGAAGAUCGACGAUAACGUCGAACGUAGGGAGACCUGGUCUGGAAAAGUUGAUUUUCUUCUAUCAGUCAUCGGUUUCGCUGUUGAUCUUGCGAACGUUUGGAGAUUUCCAUAUCUCUGUUACAAAAAUGGUGGUGGUGCAUUUCUGGUCCCUUAUUGCAUCAUGUUGAUCGUUGGUGGUAUACCACUGUUUUACAUGGAACUUGCUUUGGGUCAGUUCAACAGAAAGGGGGCCAUAACGUGUUGGGGUCGUUUGGUACCACUUCUCAAAGGAAUCGGUUAUGCCGUUGUCCUAAUCGCUUUCUACGUUGACUUUUAUUACAACGUAAUAAUUGCAUGGGCACUUCGUUAUUUCUUCGCCUCAUUUUCUGGAAUGUUACCUUGGACAACGUGUAAUAAUCCAUGGAACACACCACUCUGUCGUGAGUUCGAUGUAAACGUCUCUUAUGUAUUUAAUGAGCAACCAUCCAACGACAUCAAUUUUGAUUCGGCUUACAACAUCACUGGAAUAUUUUCGGUCAAUGAUCCUUUCGAUGUUCUUGCACUUACCUCGAUGAAAAAUAAGUCUAAACACACCAGUGCUGCUCAAGAAUACUUCAAUCGCGCAAUUUUGGAGCUGCAUCAGAGUGCUGGAAUACAUGAUCUUGGGACUAUUAAAUGGGACAUUGCAUUAUGUUUAUUGGUUGUUUAUCUAAUAUGUUAUUUCUCUCUUUGGAAAGGUAUUUCUACGUCGGGCAAGGUGGUCUGGUUCACAGCUCUUUUCCCGUAUGCAGUAUUACUGAUUUUAUUAAUUCGUGGUGUUACAUUACCUGGUAGUGGCGAAGGCAUUCGUUAUUAUCUAAAUCCAAAUUUUUCUGCGAUAACUAAAGCUGAGGUCUGGGUUGACGCAGCUACUCAAGUGUUCUUCUCAUUGGGACCAGGAUUUGGCGUAUUGUUAGCAUACGCAAGUUAUAACAAAUAUCACAACAAUGUUUACAAGGACGCCUUACUAACGAGUGUGAUCAACAGUGCGACUUCCUUCAUAGCAGGAUUCGUAAUUUUUUCGGUAUUAGGAUACAUGGCACGUGCUAGUGGUAAAUCUAUUCAAGAUGUAGCUACCGAAGGACCUGGAUUGGUAUUUAUAGUUUAUCCAGCAGCUAUUGCAACGAUGCCAGGUUCAAUGUUUUGGGCAUUGAUAUUUUUCAUGAUGUUACUUACUUUAGGUUUAGACAGUUCGUUUGGUGGAUCAGAAGCAAUAAUAACAGCCCUUAGUGAUGAGUUCCCUGUUAUAGGCAACCAUCGUGAGAUAUUUGUUGCAUGUCUCUUCACUCUCUAUUUCGUCGUUGGACUUGCAUCUUGCUCACAGGGUGGCUUUUAUUUUUUCCAUCUACUCGAUCGAUACGCGGCAGGUUAUUCUAUGUUAUUCGCAGUUCUUGCGGAAGCAAUUGCGAUCAGUUGGAUAUAUGGUGCUGAUCGUUUUUGUGCUGACAUCAAAGACAUGAUCGGAUUUUCACCAGGUCUUUAUUGGCGAGUCUGUUGGAAAUUUGUAGCACCGAUUUUUAUCAUGUUCAUCAUCGUUUACGGUUUAAUGGGUUAUGAGCCAUUAACCUAUGAGGAUUACGUAUAUCCAUUAUGGGCAAAUGUAAUGGGUUGGUUAAUUGCUAGUUCCUCGAUAAUCAUGAUACCUGGUGUCGCAAUUUAUAAGAUAAUCGUCACUCCAGGCACGUUUGUUCAGAGAAUGAAAAUUUUAACGACACCAUGGAGAGACACUCAACAAAGGAACGCUGAUUUAUCAUCGGUAGCAAACGGUGCUGUUCGUCGAAGUUUUGUUGCCGAUCAAGAUUAUACUAACGCGAGCAAGGAUAACAAAGAAUUAACAAAAGAGCAAACUGAAGUGAUGAUUCAAUCAAGAGAAGGUGUUGAUGUCGAUCCUCCACCAGAACCGGUCUAGGACAGUACAAUCGUGGUUUUGAAUGGUUCUCGUUUUAGAGAAUAUCUUUGCUAAAAAAAGGACGAUUAUCUUUGAACAUGAUUUACUUUAAAAUUGAUCUAAUAUGACUUACAAUUAAACAGAAACAAAAGAAGAAAAAGAAGAUAAUAAAUUAAUGUUCUUUUUUUUCUUCUUUUAAACAAGCAAACAAACAAACAAACAAACAAAAUGGACGAGCGAUUUUGAACGCACUCACUUAGGCUUCACGAUACAAUGAUAUCUUCUUACUUGAGAUUGAAAAUAAAAAUUCAAGUAAAUAUAUAAUAUAUACGAAUUAAGUUAUAUAUACGAACGAUCUCAAAUUACAAGCGUCGAUUGUAAAUAUUAUUAUGAUGCCGCGCAUGUUGCAACGUAUAUAUACAUAUAUAUAUAUAUAUAUAUUAUAAUGUUAGAUUAAUUAUUAAAAGUAAAUUUUAAAUUAUCGUUCGACAAAUUUGGCAAAUUUUAUUGUACAACGUUGACGUUUGUGCAUAGCUUGAAAUUAUUCGAUUAUUCAUAUACAACAUAAUACACAACAUACAUAUAUACAUACAUACAUAAAUUCGUAGAUAUGUGUAAGAAAAAUGAUUGCACAAAAAAUAUCUCGCGAUUUCUGGCUACGAAAAAGUUCCUAAUCGCAUUAUAUAUAUACAUAUAUUGAUCGCGCGUUUUACUUUAAAUCGAAUUAAAAUUGAUUAUACUCAUCUAAAUAAAAAUUGUACUAGUAGAUAAUAUCGAUAUCUCGUCUAACGAGAUGAAUAUUUUUGUUGUUAUAUCUUCUUUCGUUUACGUUAGAUCAUCUCGUCUAUAGAUCGUAUUAGAUCUGGACGUAUAUGCUGUGUAGACUAUACGCGUAAAAUGAUACCUUCUUUCUUUCUCUCUCUCUCUCACUCUCUCUCUCUCUCUCUCUUUCUCUCGAUUAUAAUAAUUAUAUUAGAUAUAAUAAAAUAUACCACCGACGCACAACUUGAAAAAACGUCGGAUGGAAUUCGCACGGGUACGGUUCAUUAAAACGUUCCGCUCAGUCCUCGUUAAUAUUAAUUAAAGUAAUGUUAUAAUACGUGCAAUGAUAUAAGAAGCCUAAUUCUAUUUAGCCUAAUUCACUAUGAUGUGUAGGAAAUAAUUAUCUUUAAUCUAUUUUUAUUUUGAAAUAAUUGUAUAUUUUAUUAAAAUAAUUCAAAAUACUUUUUUUAUUUAAGAAAUUUGUUUGUUAAAUAUAUUUAAGUAUAUCUUAUACAAAUUCGUCGGGGGAGGGGAAUUUGUUUUAUUAAAAAUUUCAUAUAUGCACGAAGAAAGAUUAAAUUAA